Molecule: messenger RNA, 9818 nt
Organism: Lytechinus pictus (painted urchin)
Lineage: Eukaryota; Metazoa; Echinodermata; Echinoidea; Temnopleuroida; Toxopneustidae
Exons: 4
Coding region: 265-6366 (2033 amino acids)
Cellular component (GO): ribonucleoprotein complex
Molecular function (GO): RNA binding
Source: RefSeq, a predicted model, not a curated record
CAGGUUUCACUGUGUUGUCACUGUGUUCUGCUAUCAGAAUUGACUUUCUUUUGAGAACGUUAAGAAUCAAUCUGUCAGGUUGAUUAUUUUCCUACCAUCAAAAUCCUUCUUCUUUGGACUCUUUUAUUUUGUGACCAAGAACAAUCAUUCUACCAGAUUAUCCUUUAUUGUUGAUCAGGAUCAGGACUGUUAAUAUGUUAAUAUCCUAGGACCAUUUCAGAUAAUUUUGAAUGAAAAAGUACUUCUUCAGGAAUACCACCAAUCAUGAUCAUCUUACGACUUCAAGGACUUCCUUGGUCAGCUACAGCCAAAGAUGUCCGUCAACAUUUCGAGGGUCUAUCCAUUCCAGAUGGUGGUGUACAUAUCAUUGGAGGAGAGGAAGGCGAUGUUUUUAUCGCUUUCAGCUCUGAUGAUGAUGCUCGCAAGGCAAUGCAACUUCAGAAACAACCACUCAAUGGAAGUCGCAUCAUGCUCUUACUAAGCAGCAAAUCAGAGAUGCAGGAGGUGAUUGCAGAAAGCAGAGCUGCAACACAGAAACCAGAUCCCUUUGGGACGUCUGAGAUAGUCACCCCACCUGUGGCUCAGACCAAUCAACGUGGUUUACUAUCCAGAGAGGGUUCUGUAACGAGUUCCCACAGCCAGGGAUACCAAGGGUUUCCCCAGAGUGAUGAUCAGCAAAGACAACCUUCAGGGUAUGGUGAUGGUUAUCGAGGUAGUAAUGUAAAUGUAUCUAAUCAGUCACUUCCUCCCCAAGGUUAUGGUACCUCGUAUCCUCCAUCACAGAGUAAUGAAAGAUUGAAUUUUGGCCAUUCCCAGAAUAAAAUGUAUGGUAAUGACCGUUUCAAUGAGGAUUCCUUGGGUAGAGGAGAUGCUGGUCAACGUCCAAUGUAUCAGGAAUUCAACACCCAAGAGAGAAAUCAAGGGAUUCAGAGACGAGAUGAUUUUGAUGCAGGAAGGCAAGGUCGCACAGACAGAGAUUCAGGAUAUCCACAGGAGUCUGCUCAGUUUGAUAGGUUCUCAGAAUAUGACAGACAAGAGGAGAGAUUCCCUUCUGGAAAUGUCCAAGAUCAACAAUAUAGAUCAGGUUCAUAUGGCAUGAGAUCAGACAUGCAAUCUUUGGAUCGUGACAUGUCCUACAUGCAGGGGGGUGACAAAUCCCGUAGCCUCCUCCCUUCCGAGGGAAUGAGGAAUACAGAUGAAAGAGGCUAUCAAGAAGAGGUCGAUGAUCCAAUGGAAGGAAUAUCUACAUCAUAUCCUCCUGCUGGUCCUACUGACAAGUUUGACUACCAGCAAACAUCGGACGCAGAUCAAAGAGGGAGCAGCGAUCAGGUAAAAUCGAGGGACUCUCAUUCCGAAAUCACGCAACCUAUGUAUGGAAGGCAGAAUUUAGAUAGGGAACAAGAAAAGGGUAAAUUCAUCAGAACACCAUACGAGGAUGCUUACUGGGCAACAAGCACUUCAUCCAGAGACUUACCUUCUGAAGCAAUGCAAGGAAGAAGGACUGAUAGCUUCAAGUCCUUUCAAGAUAAUCAAGGCAAGCCUAUGACAGAGAAGAGAGAUCACUACCAGAGUGAAGGGUCCAAUGAGAAUGAGAUGGGAGGAAGUUUUUUCGACAACAAACAAUAUGGAAACACCCAUCUUAAUCAAGGAUCUAUGUACAAUCAGCAAGAUAAACGAGAGGAAUCAUUCAACAUGGAUCAAUCUCAGUCUGCUGUUUAUCCAAUGUAUCAAGAUUACAGAUCUCAAUCUUCUGACUUUGACAAUCGCAUGGGAGAUGUGUCUAAUCGUGCUCCAUUAUCAAAUCAAGAACCGCCAAUUCCUUCACUCAAAGCUGAUAUUCCUUCCAGAGUUGAUUCUGAUUCUCAAAUGUAUGGCUCAAGAGUAAAUCAACAACUACCAACAUCUACUGCCUCAUCUCUAUUAGAUCAUCCUGCUCCUGCAUCUCUUUAUGGAACCAAAUUGCAAAUGUUGGAACCUUCAGGUGAUGAGUUUUAUGCAGUGCGCCUCUCUGGAUUACCUUAUGGAUCCUCAGAGAGGGAUAUCAGACUAUUCUUGCGUGAUAUCAAUAUUGCACCUGAUGGUAUCCAGAUUCACAAUGACCCACGUGGAAAUAUGACUGGUACUGCCAAUGUAAAACUUCGAGGACCAAGUGAUAUCGACCAAGCGCUUAAAAGACAUCAGCAGUAUAUGGGAAAACGUUACAUUGAUGUACGUCCAUGCCUUCAAUCUGAGUGGGAAAAAGAAAAGGAAGACAUAUCCAGGAGUGAACCAUCUAGAAGACGUAGUAGAUCACCUGUUAGAAGCAGAAAGUCACCCCUUCGAAGCUCCAAUACUGCUAUCGAAAUGAGGGGAGUGGCUCCUUUCACAAAAAAUUCUGAUAUUGUUGACUUCUUUGAAGGAUUAGCAAUGAGGCAGGAUACCAUUCAUUUUGACCCACAUAAAGAUGGCCCUGGGUCAGGUACAGCUUAUGUUGAGUUUGUUGAUUCAGAUAUGGCAAGGAGAGCUUGCCAGAAGAAUGGGAAACUUUUCAACAAAAGAAGUGUUUCAAUCAGAAUUAUUUCAAAAGAAAUUAUGGAGGCAAAGAUUUCAGAUAUGAAAAGAAGAGCUGAUGAAAAACGCUCACCUGGAAGAAGAAGUCCAGACAGGCGAAGAGGCAGUAGCCCAUACAACAGGAGAGGACGUAGUCCAGGUAGAAGAGCAAGGAGUCCUGUCCGAAGCAGUAGUCGUAGCUCCCCAGGAAGAAAUGGACCAGGGAGAAGACAAACAAGUCCUUCAAGAGAUAGAAGGGAUAGAGAUCGAGACAGAGACAGAGACAGGGAAUCAUCACGCCAGAGCAGGAGAAAUCAAAGCCCUGUUCGCCAUGGCUCUCAAGACAGAAAAAGUACAUCAGAAAAGAAAGACAGGAGGGAUCAAGAACCAAGAGAAGUAAGGUCAUCAAGUAAAGGUAAUGAAGAUAAAAGUCGUGGCUCACCAAAAACUGAAGAAAAAGAUCGCUCACAGAAAGCAGCUAGGCAAGAUGGUCCUUCAAAAUCAUUGUUGCCAUCCCCAAGUUUGCAAAAGGAAAAGGGCAAAGAACAGGGAUUGCUGAAAACACCUGAGCUUUCAGCAAACGAUAAACCUCCCUUCGGGCUCACACAAAAGAAUUUUGGGUCUGUCAAUAUUCCACAAGCUGUUUCUACUUCCAAAGCAAGACCAGAUGAAACAAAGGAAGCACCCUCCAUAGAUUUUCAUGCAAUUCGGGAUGCAGUGUCCAGAUUCAGUAAAGAUUCAGUAGAUAAGCAACAAGGAGAGGACAGACAAAAUCCAAUGAGCAGCAAACUUGGUGUACCAGAGCAAAAGCAAGGUCCCAUUGACAGCAGGCUUGGUGUAUCCGAGCAUAGAAAAGGUCCCAUGGAAGGUCGGCAAGAUCCGAUUGGCAGCAGGCAUGGAGGACCAGAUCACGAGCGAGGUCUGUUAGAGAGCAGGCAUGGUGUACCAGAGCUCAUGCAAGAUCCAAUGGACAACAGGUAUGAUGUACCAGAGCAGAUGGGAAUGUCUGGAGGAAUGUUAGGGAACAAUAGAACUGCUCCAAAGGAAACCUUUCCAUUCACUGAUGAAAGGCAAAAUAAAGGAGGUCUACUGGAUUUCCAACAUGGUCAGUUUGGAGGUCCACGGAGAGGAUUUGAUGAUAACAGGAGAGACGGUCCUAUAACUAUGCAGAGUGGCCCUGCAAGCAAUCCAUUUGUUGGGCCUAGAGAUAGCAUGCAAGGUAGUGAUUUACAGCAUCGUUCCUUAGACAACAUGCCUAGCGGCCCUAUGGAUAUGGAUCGUGGACCAUUUAAUGGCCCAAGAGGAAACAGGCAGGAUAAUCCUAUGCAUCAUGGCCAAAUGAGCAAUACAUUUACUGGGGCUAGGAAUGAAAUACGAGAUGAGCCAAUGAAUAUGCAGUCAGGUCCUAUGGGUAACAUACGUGAUGGACCUGUAGACAGGAGAAGGGAUCAAUCUAUGGAUAUGAAUCGUCCAUUUAGCAACCCUGAAGAUAUGAGGGCAAAUCAUCCCUCAGACAUGCAUCAUGGUUCAUUUGGGGGCCCUGGAGACAACAGACAAGGUGGUCCAAUGGGCUCUAGAUGGGAAGGCGGCAUAUCUGAUAGACAAGGAAGAAUGCAAGAGUCUUGGCAAGGUGGACCCAGACCUAACAGACAGGAUGAAGGUAGAGGUGAAACUACUGUGCAUAGUUCUCGAGGAAGAUCUUUGGAAGAAUGGCGACAGGAUCAAAGGAAUAGAAAUAAUGAAUCCAUGGAUAUACAAGAAGGACAACCAGGACAAAGUGGAGAAAGAAGACGACCCCUCAUUGAGAGUAUUGGACCUCAAAGUCAUGGUAGUAGUGAAAAAAAACCACUUCUUGACUUCCCUGAAGGUGAACUAAAAGGAUAUGAUAAGGACAGAGAUAUUGAUAGAAGACAGCAAGGAUUUUUUGAUCACCAAGAUAAAGACCGCAUAAACGAGAGGGGACCACAAGGAAUGAACAUAAGGGAUCCAAGCCCACGAAGGUGGACUGACAACCAAUCAGAGGAAAGGAUACCACGUGGAGGCAUUGGUUUUCCUAAUCAAGGGCCAGGUGACAAUUCACAAGGAAGAAAUGGACCUGGUUUCAGGCCCAAUGCUAGAGAUUCCUUUCCUAGAGAUGGAAGGAAUGUACCUUCCCAACAGGACGGUCCUCCUUUUCCACAAAGAAAUAAUUUACCUGGUUUGCUUGAUGAAAUUGAAGGAGAUAGGAGAGAACCAGAUAAUCAAGGACCAAGAGAUAUACAUGGUCAUAUGGACAGACAACAUGGGCCUGAAGAUCGCCGAUCAAUGGAAAGAGAUAUGCGUAUGCCAGGGGAGAGAGAACCACAUCAUAACACGGGCCCACCAUCAGGAUCAUUUGAUGGACCUCCAGGAGAUGGUGCCAGUGAAUAUGUAUGUGCACACAUUAGAAAUGUCCCCUACACAGCACGAUGGCCAGACAUUGCUCACUUUUUCAGUGGCAUCCAGAUUGUUCCUGGUGGUAUUCAUAUUAUGAUUAACUCAAGUGGAAAACCAUCUGGCCACUGUUUCGUUGAAUUCACUGAUGCCCACCAAGCUCGUUUAACGGAAGAGCGUAGACUGCAAAAGCUGAAAGAUCGACCGCUUCAGAUCAACGCUUGUUCAAAGUCAAUGAUGAUUCGUGCUUUGCAGGAAACUGGAGAGUUGCAACAAAAUAGACCUAAUCAUGGAUUUGGAGGACGUGGUCGUGGACAACCUUUUGGUGCCAGGGGACCACAUUUCCAAGGUAACAGAGGCCCUGUUCCACAUCAAGAUUCUCCUCAUGGCUUUCAUCCCCGUGGACCACAUCCACAUGGCUCAUUCAGGCCACCAUUUAGAGAUAUGAUGGAUGAUGGACGCCCUCAACAUCUGGAUGAUGGCCGACCUAGACAUCCUGACGAUGGACUGCUUCCAAGACAACCUGAUGAUGGCCAUCUUCUUCCACAUCCCAAUGAUGGCCGUCCUCAUCGACAUCCUGAUGAUGGGCACCCUCCUGGUCGUCCUGAUGAUGGCGGCCCUCGCCAUCCCGAUGAUAGGCAUCCUCCUCGACAUCCCCAUGAUGGCCGUCCUCGACAUCACGAUGAUGGACGUCCUCCUCGUUAUCCCGAUGAUGGCCGUCCUCCUCGACAUCUCGAUGAUAGCCGUCCUCCUCGACAUCUAAAUGAUGGUCGUCCUCGGCACCCGGAUGAUGGUCAUCCACCUCGACAUCCGGAUGAUGGUCGUCCUCUGCAUCUUGAUGAGGGUCGUCCCCCUCGACGUCCGGAUGAUGGUCAUCCUCAACAUCCUAGUGGUGGUCGUCCUCGGCAUCUGGAUGAUAGACCUUCUCAAAACCCACGUGACCACAGACCACCUGAAAGGCCUCAAGAGAAGCAUGAGCAAAAGAAACCAGAACCUUCAAAGGAAUCUAAACAAUCUGAACCUAAUAAAAAGGUCCUUACUCCAGCUCCCAAGACUGCUGCUCCUGAACCAUCCCCUAAGAAACCACAACCAGAAAAACCUAAAGAAACUGUUCCAGAGACGAAAGAGACAAAUACAUCUCCUGUAUCAACUAAAUCUUCCCCCAUCCAGUCUGAUCAACACAAAGGGUGUGUUGUUACUGCAACAAAUCUCCCAUUGACAAUCACUGUUGAUGCUAUUGGGGAUUUCUUUAAAGGUUUUAGUACUAUUAAGGGUGCUAUCAAAUUGGACACAAAUGAAGCAACAGGCAAAGCAACAGGACAAGCAAAGAUUGUAUUCACCAACCCGACAGAGGCUAAUCGUGCCAUCAAGGAGCGUAAUAAUCGACCUCUAAAUGGGCGGAUUGUCAGACUCCAUGUCAUGUGAUUAUAAAGUCUAGACCUUCUAUUGGAAAAGUGAUGUUAACUCCCAGAUAUCAGGCAGAUGGAGUUGAUGACAUUUGAUUGUUUCUUUCCUGGUACUCAAUGUAUUGUGAGUUUUGCCCGUUGGAUUUUCUUUUCUUUUUAUUAACAAUAGGGCCUAUGUCAAAAAGCCCUAGUCAAAAUCAUUUGAAUAUUUUUUUCAUUAUGGCCUUUUGUUCCUAUUUUUUUAAUCCGAAAAAUAUCAUUAUAUGAAAUUUGCUGUUCUGACUUUCAAACCUCUGUUCAUGACCCUCUUCAAAAGUUUAAUGAAAGUUAUGUUUAAUGAUUGUAGACCAUCUUUGUUCAGCAAACUUACGUAGAAUUUGACUGAAUUCCUACCAGAUAAUAUUUGCAUGUAUAUUCACUGUAAUUGUUGUUGGGAUUUUGUGUUGAGAAAAAAAAUAAUUUCAUGAUUAUUACAAUUGUUUAUUCCCUAAUCAUUGCAUAAAUUCAUUUUUCCCAGCUUGUAUUGUUAUCUAGGAUUUUUUUGUCAGUCUUUUUUUUGGACAGAUUAUACAAUAUUAAAUUUUAUUACUUUCUUUUCAAGUAGUUUGUGCAUGUUCGAACUAUUAUGCCAUAGUAGAAGCUGAUCUCAUUGAGGCUGCUUAGACUAGUAAUGUACAAUGUACCUGUUCUUUAUGAUGCACUUUGUAAAGUUAAAAGAUCAUCUCACAAAAUAAAUAAUUGUUUCCUUUUUAAAUGUGUGUUUUUGUAAAAAAAUAUGAUUCCAAGUACUAGUAUGAAACCUUCCAGUAUGUAAAGUUUGGUAUGAGAUUCUGAUUACUUUUUUAAGAAGCACAAUUUUUGCUUUGAUAAUUGUUUUCUGCAUGUUGGACCUACAAUCCAAAUAGAAGGGAAUUAUAGUAAUUUAUGCAUGUAAAUUUGUGUUUCAUUCUUAAAGUGUGCAAGAAAAGAGCACAUCAUUUCAAACCAUCAAUUUUUUUUAUAGAUUUCUCAUGUUACUCUUUAAACUGUUGAAAAAUAUCUGGUUUGGCCACAGCUGUAUAUAUCUUAGAAAUGGAGUUGAAAUCACAAUAAAGAUGUAUUUUCUCUUUUAGCAUUUCACAUUAGUUUCACAAAACUAAAGCAUAUAAAAUGAGCAUAUAUAUGCAGUAAAUAGUUAAGAAAAUAUGUUAUCAGCUAUCUUUAUAAAUGUUACAUUUUAUCUGUUUCAUUUAUACACUACUAAUCUAAAUUGAAACCUUUGUAUGUAAAUGCAGUUGUAUGCUUGAAAAAUAAUUUUGAUUGUUUGCCGUAUGAAAUAUUGUCUCAUUUUGAAAAGCAUGCCCCCCCCCCCAACAAAAAAAGAAGGAUACUCAUAACAGGAGAGAUUUGGGAGUAUCUAGGGAAAAAAAUUGUAUGCUCAACAUUAUUUUUUUCAUUUCAUAGAAAUUAUGAUCUGUCUUUGAUAAAUUACAAAUAUUACUACUGCUAAGUUCGUAUCGUUUGUUGCUUUUCGAAAUGUAUCCUCAAUUUUUUUUAAUUUGGGGAUACCCACUAUGAUGUGCUCUUUGUGUGUUUUACUCAUGUAUUUUAUUUUCAAAUUUGUACAUACAAUUUUCUGCCAUUCUGUUGCGCAUAGAAAAAUGUGAAUGCAUUUUUUCUCCAUAUGCAUUAUUUUUAGUUCAUCAUUCUUUUUUUUGUUACAAAAAAGAACACCGUGAAAGCUGGUGAUAGCGAUUUUGAAAACAAAGCCUAUUUUGGACAUCUUUUGGUUGAAAAUUAUGUGUAAUAUUGUGUAUAUAAUGCUUUAGGUAAUUCAGUUGGUGUAUGAUACUCUAUCUGGCUCUCCCCAUUAAACAUGAUCUGUAAAAUAGUCCCAAUUAUUUCAAUGAUUGUGAUGUACCAAGAUUACACUACACAUACAAUAUAAAAAGUAAAUGAAUGAGAUAAAGAAGAUGAAAGUGUCAUAUUGAUUAUGUUCAUGCUGAAUUUGGUAUGUUUCUGUUGAGAUUUUUUUAUGACUAGGAUGUGAACCCCUGAAUAACUUUGUCCUCUAAAAAUGCCUACUAGUUAUUGCUUAUUUAUUCCCAGUAUAUAGCAAAUGCUUUGUCGAAAAAAAAAUGAUGGUAUGCAGGUAUGCUCUAGCCUCAAGUCAUACAAAGGUGUAUUUGUUUGGUUAUUAUUUCUGAUAUUACCCAAGUAUGCUCUGUACAAGUGUCUCGCUUAUUUUAUAUAAUCUCGAUGGUCCAAUUAAUUUGUUUCUAUAUUGGUUGUUGGUGGUUUUGUCAAGUAAUUAUGAGCUUUGUGUGAGAUAUACUUGUAAAAUUUAAUCUUAUAACAAAAAAUACAAUGCUUUUCAUAUUUGACUUGUUAUAACUGAUAGACCAUACUUACUCUAUGUAAAGGAUGACCUAGCUGUAUAGUGUACCCCCCCCCCAUGCAUCUCGUGUAAAUAUUAUCAUACCAUUGAUUUAUUUGAUUAUUUUGUUUUGCUACAACACGUAAAUCACAAAUGAUGAUUGUUUAAGGUUGACUGUUGAUUGUCUAAUUUUGUAUGUCUUGGCCAAAAUAAGGAUUCCUGUAAGACUCUAGUUUGAUUGUACGUAUUCACCACUUUAUAUGGUGUCUGUGUCUGUAAAUACAUGUACAAAGUGUAUAGAGCGGUUCGUUUACCUUUCUUAGUGUUUUAAUAGUUGAUUUUUCAUGCACUGUACUUGACAUUAAAAACCAACUGAUAUAAGAUGAAAGCAUUAUACGAAACGGUGAUAUGGAAUGAUGUUAGCAAAGUACACUUUAAUUUCAUUUUUUUAAAUAAAUGUGAAAAUGGGUUAAUAGUUUAAUGUAUUCAUUAUUUGGAAAGCUGAAGAAAGAAAAGGCAAAGACCACAUUGUAAUCUGAUUAAGAUAAAGAUGUGUCCCAUCAUUAUAUAUCAUAACCAAAAACCUUGAAUUUCUUUAAUGGGACAAAUUAAAAAUUUAGACUUUGCAGACGUUACACUUUCCUCUUUUUUCAAUUUUCUGUAUGUUCAUUUCAUUUAUGCUGUGUAUUGUCUUAAUGCAUGAAGGUUCCCUGUUUUGUUAUUCGGCUUUCAUUGAAAGACGCCCAUUCUAGCAUCAAAAUACACCACUGUUGUUUUCAUGAUUGACAUUCCUGCAAAUAUCAUGUUUCCAUGUAUCAAUCAAGUCAGUAAUUUUGUAAAUUGAUAAACUGAUAAAAACAUCAAACAUUGAUCUGUUCUUGUGAAAUUUGAAAUGACCCUUAAACACAAGCAUGAUUCAUGGUACAUGUAUAUUCUUGUUUUAGUGGAGAUGUUUUGCCUUUGAAUUUGCACCUCUUGGUAAUCAUUUUGAUGCGAGGAAUCCCCUGACCAUGUUGCAAAGUGUAUCAUUCUGUAUAAUAUUCAUGCUUAAUUGUUUGCUUGUCAUUUUUGUUAGUUCAGAAGAUGUAUUAAAGCCUGAUCAUUGAGACUUAAAA